CCUCGCUGCGUCCCCGCCGUCCCGCCGAGGCCCAGCCCGCCCUCGCCCUCGCCCGCCCUCGCGCCCUCGCCCCCGCCCGCAGGAGCCGCAGGAGCCGCAGCCCCGGCGGCCGCCCGCAGCCGCAGCCGCAAAGGCGUUCGUUGCGUUUGAACGGCGCGGGCACAGCUCCUCCGGCCGCGCAUGCGCACUCUCAUUCACACGUGAUAAAACGGGACGUAAACAAAUGUAGGGAAAACAGCCAGCUUUGGAUCAAUGUGAAUUGGCAGCAGCGUGUCCCUCCAGAGCCCAGAUUGUUGCAGCCGCACCUGGAACCGCAGCAGGUGGAAUGUCGGGAAGCAGUAGUGGCUCCAGUGCGGGCACCAACCUCGUUAAGAGGGUGUACCUGGACUACAAUGCCACGACACCUCUGGCCCCUGAGGUCAUCCAGGCCGUGGAGCAAUCAAUGCAGGAAGCUUGGGGGAACCCAAGCUCUGCCCACGAGGAAGGUGCAAGGGCAAGGACGGUGAUCAACCAGGCCAGAGAGGAUGUGGCCAGAAUGAUAGGUGCGACACCCCAGGACGUCCUCUUCAUGUCUGGGGGAACAGAGUCAAACAACCUGGUUCUUCACUGUGCAGUCACACACUUCCGCAAGUGGUGUUUGUCGCAGGAGAGCCCCAUUUAUCAUCAUCUCCGGCCACACAUCAUCACCACCAAAGUGGAGCAUGAUGCCAUCAAGCUUCCUCUCACACACAGAUAUGCAAUCGAAGCAGACGUAACUUACUUAGGAGUUGAAAACCUACCUGAGGCUGUGCUUGAGUCCAUCCGGCCGUCAACAUGCCUUAUCACUGUAAUGUUGGCUAACAACGAGACAGGCAUAAUGUUCUCCGUUGCUCAUAUUGGCAGGUUAUUAGCAGAAGUAAACAAGAAACGUGAGAACGAAGGUUUGUUCAAGGUGCUCCUCCACACAGAUGCAGCUCAGGCUAUAGGGAAAGUUCCUGUCGACGUCACUGACCUGAACGUCGACUAUCUCACAAUUGUUGGACACAAGUAUUAUGGCCCUCGGAUUGGUGCCUUGUAUGUACGUGGUUUGGGCCAUAAGACUCCUGUGUACCCAAUGUUCUAUGGGGGAGGGCAAGAGCGUGGUUAUCGCCCGGGCACAGAGAACACGCCCAUGAUUGCGGGCCUGGGAAGGGCAUCUCUUCUGGUUCACAACAACGUUCAGGACUAUUAUACGUCCAUGAAGAAAACCAGGAAUUACAUGGAGAGGCAGCUGAAGAAAGUGUUUGGUAACCAAGUGAAGAUCAAUUGUGUUGACCCGUGCAUAUCUUCGGACCCUGAAACCUGCUCUGUUCCUCCCCGUGGGCCUAAGCAACAGCAUUUCAUCUUCCCACGCCUUCCUAACACAUCAUCCGUCUCAUUUUAUUACAGACAGGUUGGAGGACCUGAAAUUCUGCGGCAUUGUCGAAUGGUUCAAGCCAGUUGUGGGGCUGCGUGCCAUGCACACACAGAGCAGCAAAGCAUUUUAGAGUCAUCAGGAGUGUGCUCCUUCCAUGCCUCGCGCACCAUCCGCCUGAGCAUAGGGCGGGACACCACCAUGGAGGAGAUUGACCUGGCCAUCCAGGACAUAAAACAGGCCAUUGAGAAGCUUAUUGGGCGCUCUGUGUAGACUGGGAGGAGAGUGACAGUCUGUAGCAAAAAGCGAUUUUUUUACAUUUUGCAGUGUUAGGGUUGUUGGGUAGUGAAAAAAGUAGAAAUGAAAAAAGUAAUUCUUGUACUAAGUGUAAGUGUUUUUUGAAACCAGACCUACAUGCACAUAUUUUGAUUUUGGAUAUUAUUUUGUUUUAAUUUGAAGAUAAUGUUACUUGAUAUUAUUAUUUUAUAUAAUAGGAAAAAUCCAGUAUGUUGAUUGGGACCUCGUCAGUUGUUGAAUUUUAUAGUGAAAGUUUUCCAGAUUUAUUGUCUGAUAAAAUUGGUUACAAGGACACUAAAUAUGGUAACAGAAAUAGUUUAUUGUUGUCAUAAUUUCUAUCGUGUAUUUUAUUUUAUUAAACAUUUUUAUGAUUUUACACGCAGAGGCGUAAAUUGCCUCUUGGGAGAUACUUCACCGUAGAGAGUUCAUAAGUAUAGGACUACCGACCAAAAUGAAAUUGAGGCAGAGGUGUACUUAAGUUUUGAAAGUAUGUUGAUGCUGCCAUGUACUGCAAGGGACAAUGUGAUAUUGCAAAUUGACUCUGUUGAGAUUGCAAGUUGGCUGUAUUGAGAGUCUGGGUUGUGUCCGAGCUUCCCCAUCAGAAGAGGGAGUGAGUGGCAUGGAUACUCAAUUAUCGCAAAGACGUGUUGCAUUUAUAUUGAUAUAUUACGUGAUUGUAGUGCAAAGUAAAUUUGACAAUAAUUUUAGUGUUUUUGCUGCAGUUUGAUUGUUGAUGGAUCUUGGAUUUUUAUUUUAUUCUAUGUAUAUCUAGAAAAUUAUUAUUUUUUAAUGAGGUGUCUGGUUGUAAGAGCAUUAGAUGUCUCUUCAGCCAGCAUGCCAGUCUGUUGGGUUCCCUUGCCCAAGGAAGCCACAGAUGGAGUGAUAUGUGUAGACAGCAAAUUGACUAUCAAAAAACAAACAAAAAAAAAACAAAAAUAUAAAAAUUAUCAAUGAACUGUGAUACGCUGUCUGUGUUGUUGUCACCGUCACGUGUAAGGAGUACAGUAGAGUUGUUUUACCACAACAUUUCUGGAUGAAUGCGAUAGGGAGCUGGGGCACAGCAGGCAGCAGUCAGCAGGGAAGGCGAAGAGGCCCCACAGGCUGAUCUGCACAUGAAUGCCUGCAAGCACUUUGCCUAUAUGUUUUUUUCUUUUUAUACUUUUUUAUCAAUUCUUUCCCGGAUGGAUUUGUGGAAUGAUGAGAUGGUUUUGGUGUUGAUAUGCCUUAUUGUAGGUUUGUCUUGGAGUCGGGAAUAUUUAGUACAUUGGCUCAUGCAUAAGAUCUUUAGGUACAAGAUCAGAUCAUAAAUUUGUUUUCAUUUACAUCUUGCAUGUCUGUUCUUGCUACCCAAAUUGCUACAUACACAGUGCUAUACAUAACACAUUGUCUGGAUUUGCAAUACCAAGCAAAGCAGGUUUAAAGCUCACUUGUAACAUGAGAGAAAGCAAAGUCAAACUGCCAGGUAAUGCAUUUUCUGCUAAUACAUCAGAGGGUCAUCUUUCCAAAUGAAAUUGGAUUUCAAAAAUUAAAUUGCAUUGACUUCAGUUUGUUCCUCUUGCAUUCGUGGCUACGAACCUUUCGGAAACGAAUUACGUCAGUCAGUAUCAUGCUGAAUGAAGUGAAUUUACAAAAGCUGCUGUGUUGGUAUCUUAAGUAAUUUAUUUGGUAAGUUAAGGUUGACCAAGUAUUAUAAAAACAAUCACCCAAAUAUGUACAAAACCUUCAGAAGGUUGAACUUUUUUUAAUCACUUACAAACAUUUAUAAAUGUAGGAAAUGUAAGCAAAGUGACAUUAGUUUAUUAAUACUUUGUGUUUUCUCCCCCUUUUCUUUCUUCGAUGCUGUGGGGGCAUGAUGGGUUUUUGAUGGUGUUCUUUUCUGAAACCAGUAGAAUUUGGAAACUGAGGGGCUAGUACCUGUGAGAAAUUACGAGGGCUUUUUUCAUGCAUCAGUGUUAAUACCACAGAUGUGAUUAAUAUUGGCAAAUUUGUGAAAGUUUGCAUAUUGUUUACAUUCCAUUUGCAUUCCAAAAAGAUGUCUUUUUAUGUUGGUAUUCACAGAAGAUGCUGAGUAAAUUCUUCAGCCACUAUGUACCAUGCAGUUUCAUUCCUUUUCACUGUCUUCUUUCUUUACAUUUGUAAUCAUAAACGCUCUCCUUCCAAGUAUAUUGGGUUGCUCUUUUUGUAGUGCAAGCACAGUACUGUAUUAUUUAAUAGUAAACUAGCCAUAUGAUAUGGUAGCCAGAUAGCAAAGUGUUCAGCACUGAGUAUAUUCUGGGGUCUUCUAAAUUGUUCAUUAUGCUGCAAAAUUAUUUUCCUGGUUAGAAUUCAGUCCCAAGCAUGACUGCAAAUGCAUUCCAUGACAGUUUUAUUGUCCCUCGCAUACCUCAAAUCCAUUUAUGGCUUACCCUGAGGCUUUUAACUAAUAGUUACUACAAAAUAUGGAGCUGUUUGAAUACUCACUCCAUCCUUUUAUGAAAUUUUAUUCUAAAGAAAGGCUUUUAAUUAUUUACUCUCUGUUUUUACUCUUUUGCACACUGCAGACAUGUAGUUCCUGCCUGAUACAAUCAUUAUGUGGAAGUUGUAUAUAAGGUUGAAACAUUCCCUAAAUUUAUUUGACUUUUCUUUUUUCAUUGAUAUGUGAUGCUGAUUAGUAUUAGAAAUAAAUUUAGACCAUUUUAAGUCAAAGAUAUCAGUCUCUGCAGGAAUUGUCUUUAUUUGAAGCUAAGUGUUCUUUUUAAUCUAUUUUUUCUUCCACAUUUUAAUUCUGUUGCAUGUAAUUGACGUCUGAUCAGAGAUUUGGAAGGUUUAAGUUUCUUAGAGUAGGUGUUUCUAUUCGCAUUUUUCCUCCAUCUUCUUUUUUUUCCUUACUUAAAAAUUUUACUGUUACUAUUCAUAUUCCUUUUCCUUUUUUGUAUUCCUUGCUUCCUU
Messenger RNA from Penaeus vannamei (Pacific white shrimp), 4597 nucleotides. Its product is annotated as selenocysteine lyase. The record is from RefSeq and is a predicted model, not a curated record. NCBI's taxonomy places the organism in Eukaryota, Metazoa, Arthropoda, Malacostraca, Decapoda, Penaeidae.